Molecule: messenger RNA, 5376 nt
Organism: Neoarius graeffei (lesser salmon catfish)
Lineage: Eukaryota; Metazoa; Chordata; Actinopteri; Siluriformes; Ariidae
Gene: rab23
Product: RAB23, member RAS oncogene family
Exons: 8
Coding region: 79-1074 (331 amino acids)
Molecular function (GO): GTP binding; GTPase activity
Source: RefSeq, a predicted model, not a curated record
CUAGAACACGGGUGUGGAAAGAAAGACAUCGGCUGGAGACAAGCGCCUCUUUGAGAAUACUGAAACUAUUACAUGUAGAUGGUUAGCGAGAGUAGUGAGUCCGGGGAGAGCUGGGAAAAUUAUAGACUUGUGGAGAUUUGCGACGUUUUGCGACACCGGAGUUCCGGCAGGUUCAGGAAGGCGGCUCGCGCUUCGCUCCAAACUGGAGAAUGUAGCGGGAAGAGAGCGCGCGAGCGGCGAGAGCAGGGAAUCUCGGAUCCCCCGAGUACCCCCGUAGUUCGAACGGGAAGACUUCAAGCGUGUGACGAUCCUACGCCGACUGAGCACAAGCCCACGAGUUUUCCAACCAAGCUUGCAGCCAUGUUGGAAGAGGAUAUGGAGGUGGCCAUCAAGGUGGUGGUUGUGGGCAACGGUGCUGUCGGAAAGUCAAGUAUGAUCCAGAGAUACUGCAAGGGAAUCUUCACCAAAGACUACAAGAAGACCAUCGGCGUCGAUUUCCUGGAAAGGCAAAUAGUAGUAAACGAUGAGGACGUGCGGUUGAUGUUGUGGGACACGGCAGGUCAGGAGGAGUUUGAUGCAAUCACUAAGGCUUAUUACCGAGGUGCCCAGGCCUGUGUACUCGUCUUCUCGACCACAGACAGAGAGUCGUUCGACGCCAUCAGCAGCUGGAGGGAGAAAGUGGAGAUGGAGGUUGGAGACAUUCCCACUGUUCUGGUGCAGAACAAAAUCGACCUCCUGGAUGACACCGUGAUAAAAAAUGAGGAAGCAGAGGGUCUUGCUAAGAAGCUGAAGCUGAGAUUUUAUCGGGCCUCGGUGAAAGAGGAUCUCAAUGUCAAUGAAGUUUUUAAAUAUCUAGCAGAAAAAUACCUGCAGCGACUGAAGCAGCAGACGGCUGAAGAUCCUGAAAUCGUUCACACAUCAAGCAAUAAAAUCGGCGUAUUCAACACUAGCAGUGGCAACCAGCCGAACCAGAACUCCAGCGAUCUCAAUGGCCGCGAGGUCAUCAAUCUGCGACCAAACAAGCAGAGAACUAAGAAGAAUAAAAUCCCCUUCGGUAGCUGCAGACUUCUCUAAAGUCUCCUCGUACGCGUUAUACCUUGUUUGCCUUGUAGGUCCGGGUGACAUGCAUCAUCGUCAACACUAACCAGAGUCGGUGAAAGGCUGCGUCUCAGUGUAAUCCCUCUCAGCGCCGAGGUGGCGUUUAAACUGAGGUCAGCUUUUUCACACAUUUGUGGUUUCAUUACAUGCCUCUGAUUCCUGUGGAUGAGUCUUAUGUCACGUGGAGGUAGAAGUAAGGCUGGAUGUAUUGUAAAGGUGGAAUUGUGGGAAUGUGUGCUCUCUGGUACAUAUGUUUUAAUCAGGCCUAUGAUGAUGAUGAAGCAGCUUGUCUUGCUUUAUCACAACCAAAGGGGAAGAAAUUGUUCUAAGUCUCUCGACUCAGACCCCUUGAUUUGGAUUACAAGCGUAUUUUUUGAACUUGAUGUUAAAUCGAAGGAAUUUAAAGUAGAUCCUUCAGUAAUGUAGAAAGUAAGAUUGUGUGUUACUUUAUACGGUGUAGAGCAGGGUAACUAACACGCUACACAUUAACAAGAUUCCUUCUAACGUACAUCGUUUUAACUCGGACCAUUUGUGUGGGGGUGUUUUUUUUGUGUUUUUUUUUUCUCUCUUCUGUGGAGGUGUAUGAUUUGGUAACACAUCUUUCCAUAAAAACAAUUUGAAGUUCAUAAGUACUAAAAAGGGGGGGAAAAAAAGAAAGGUAUUUUUGUAAGUAACGUCGUCUCAAAACCAUAGCAUUAACACAGUGCCAAAAAAAAAAGUUUUUCAACUGUAUGUACUUGUAAGAAAUGUAAAUAUAGUUAGUAAAAUUUUACCUUCGGAUAAUGUGAUCACAAGUCGUGUAAUAUUUUAGUGUGAUCAGGUUAAAACGUACUAGCAGGUAAGCUUGUCAUGACCAACACUAGAGUUCACUUCUCCACAGCGGAAGCCCAGGAUGUGUGCAGAUUUAAAUAUUGAUGAGAUUUAAUGUUCAGCUCUGCUGCUUGUAAACACUAACAGGACAAUAUUCCGCCUGAACAGUGGAAUGCACUGUAUAUCUCUUUUAAAGCCUGCUGGUUGAUAAACGGACAUUUGUAUGUUGGGUAAAAUUGGUGACGCAACAUGUAAUCUUUCAUACAUGUUUGAGUACUCUUGGGGUUAAAGGUCCCCUAAUUCAACAAGAGAAUCCUUUAAUUUAAAAAAAAAAAUUAAAAAUUAGGACCCCCUUGAAAAUGAGAUGCCACAUCUCAAGGGGUUAUCCUCAAAAAAAAAAAAAAAUCCCCGAGUACCUGGCGACUUGUCCAGGGUGUACCCCGCCUUUCGCCCAUAGUCAGCUGGGAUAGGCUCCAGCUUGCCUGCGACCCUGUAGAACAGGAUAAAGCGGCUAGAGAUAAUGAGAUGAGACUGAGAAAAAUCCCCGAGUACAAAUAUGAACCAUCAUUCUUGCAAUCAGCCAAGUGGAUAAAAUCAUGCAGAUCCAGGUCAAGAGCUUCAGUUAAAGUUCACAUCUAACAUCAGAAUGAGGAAAACGUGAUCUCUGUGACCUCAUGGACAUUGGUACCAGGUGGGCUAGUAAAUGUUUUUCAGAGACUAUUGAUCUCUUGGGAUUUUCACGCAAAACGGUCUCUCGAGUUUACAGAGGAUGGCGUAAUCCAGCGAGCAUCAGUGCUAUGGACGGAAAUGCUUUGUUGAUGAGAGAUCAGAGUAGAAUGGCCAGACAGGGUUAAGCUGACAGUAACUCUACCGUGGUGAAUAGAAAAGCAUCUCCAGAGUGUAAAACUUGUUAAACUUUGAGGUGGAUGGACGCCAGCAGCAAAAGACCACAUCACGUCCUCCUGUCAGCCAAGAACAAGAAUGUGCGGGACACUGGGCACAAGCUCCCCAAAACCUGAUGCUUUGAAAGAUUGGAAAACCUCGCAUGGACUGAUGAAUCUCAAUUUCUGCUGCGACAUGUAGAUGGUAGGAUGGGAGUUUGGCGUCAACAGCUGGAAUCCAUGGACCCAAGCUUCCUUGAGGCUGGUGGUGGCUGGUUCUGCAUUGCACUGCUGACGCUUUGGCUGACUGAUUCGAUCGGUGUUGCUGUUAAAGUUGAGCGUGAGAAGGUGGAAUCCAACUAGGCUCAAUAUUUUAAUGUGUAUAAGUCAUAUCUUGGCUAUUCGUCGAAACCACGAAGCUUUUUCGCUCCUGAACAUUCUACUCCUAGGACAAAUCUGUUGGUCAGAUCGCUGCUACACUUCACAAAAUCCAGUCAUGGCUCGAAACAGUCUGCUGCUUCAUACAUUGUUCUACGUGUAAUCACAGCAAGCGUUUUUGUACAAUUGCGAUUCUUGUGCCCAAAAUGGACAUCUUACCUGAAAGGUUCACAACCAUAAUCUGUCUGAGAACACACCUGUCACUUCAAGCGCCCGCAUGCACACAUUGCUUACUCGAUUUCUGUAGAUUCCUUCCGGUUUCGCAAUUUCUGCAGCCUUGCACUAAAUAUAGUCACCACUGUUUGUCCUCCAUUUGCUGUUUUGCUGCGCUGCCGAUAAUGGAUGGCGACAGUGAUGCACACAUUAAAGUGUGUUGGUGGGGGGGGAAUACAUUUCCCUCAGACCAAGCUGAUGCAUACAAGUGAUGGUCUUGACCCACCACCCAUCGUUAUUGGCACCGAUCACGUCAUUUGUUUACCUGGGAUCGGAAGCGAUCAACAAUGGCGACCUCGUCACCAAGAUCAAUAGGUGAUGUGGACUGGUGGCAGGCAUCAUGAGAAGCCUCUGGAGACUGUGACAUCUCCCGACUACAAUGCUGCGGUUUUGUCUGGACUGCUCUACGGCGCCUAGACCUUGCCUCUCAGCAAGACCUUGGUCACCUGUGUUCUUGGCUUCAAGACCUGUACCCUCAGGACCAUUGAGGUGGUGUGUUGGUACGACCAUGUCUCCAAGGAGGAGCUCCGCCAGAGGACUAACCAACCAAAUAUCCUCCACAGCGCCGUGUUCAUUGGCUUGGAUAUGUCCUGCGCUGCACAGACAACCACCCCAUGAGCCAUUUGCAACUUUGAUCCACCAGCAGUGGUAUGGAGACGCCCUCACGGCUGACCACACACCUAUUUUAACGAUGUCCUUCGUCAAGACUUCCAGCAGAUUAAUUUGAGACUGGAGGACGUCCCGGCACUCGGCGACACUGGUGGGCUCAACGCCAUGCUGGCAUGAAGUUUAGGAGGAGGAAGAGGAGUUUGCUUUUAUGUCACAUGGUCAUUUAUCUGAUUUGGAUGUAUCCAGUCUAAGAUAGUGGCUCGAGUCUAAUUUGUAAUCACAUUUCUGUGUCCGCACAGUCCUAAGGAAAUAAAAUAAAAUAAUUUGUGUUGCAUUAAGGCAGGAAAAACCAGAAUUGUCACUUCAUCCUGGUAAUGUGAAUGUAGCAGAUGUGUUCGAGUUUCCCAAUAAUAAUUGUGCACUCAGUUUGACGUGUACAAAGUCCUUUCUCUGGGUUAGACCUUAAGUUGUGUUCUUGUAUAACUAAACUUUGGGGACCUUUUCCACAUUUUGUUCAUUUGGUGGAUGCUUUUAUCCAAAGUAACGAAUGAACAAACGAGACCGAAUGCUAUAUAAACCUGGAGCUGAGCAGUUGAGGGGUAAAGGUCUUGUUUGCAGAAGCUUCUACAAUCUCCAGGCUGGGUUUUGAGGGUUUUGGUUUUUUUUUUCGUCCUGCUUCAAAGCACAGUGAUUACAGGAAGAUAUAAUCUGCACUAAGAGAACAUUCGUUUGGAGUUAGGACUGAAUUCUGUUGGAUAAUUUCAGAGUAAACCUUGAUCAGUCUCUAAAGUCAAGCUCAGCAUAUAUGGUCUGGCUAAUUUGCCUUUUUUUUCUUUCUUUUUAAACUUAACAUUUACGCACAACAUGCAUGCCUUACGUUUGAUUUCUAUAUGAAUGUGUAUCGAUGGUACUUGGCCACAAUGACCAGAGAUAUGUUUACAGUUGUGAUCAGCUUUAUAUGAGCUCACUCUCUUUGUACUUUGUAAUUGUGUGUGGAAUCUAAUCAUUACCACACGUUGGAUAGAAAGACUCAUGCCUACAUUAUGGAUUUAAGGCACUUUAUUUGUCUGAAAUAAAAACAGGUCACUUUAUCACAGAGCACAACCGCGAGCAUUCAUGAAAAUAUCUAGUAUGUCAAAAUUUUCCAUCUGUUCCAACUGCUAAUAGUGGUUCUACAUUUUUCUCUCUUGGUUAUGAUGCCUUUAUUAUUAUUAUUAUUAUUAUUAUUAUUAUUAAAUGUAAACUUGACAUUUCAAGUAAAUCUUGGCGAGCAUUCCUUCACUCACUGGUCUCUAAAUAUUUCACAAAGAUGUCAUUAAAACAAUUA